Molecule: messenger RNA, 1515 nt
Organism: Entamoeba invadens IP1
Lineage: Eukaryota; Evosea; Mastigamoebida; Endamoebidae
Product: protein serine/threonine kinase, putative
Exons: 1
Coding region: 1-1515 (504 amino acids)
Biological process (GO): protein phosphorylation
Molecular function (GO): protein kinase activity; ATP binding
Source: RefSeq, a predicted model, not a curated record
AUGUAUCAGCUGUAUAACGGCUAUUUCUUAUCAAAUUAUCAAUGUGAAAUUUGUUCUGAAAAUUGUAUGGAUUGUUACAACAAGAUUUUGUGUCUUACUUGCAACAAAAAUUACUUUUUGUCGGAUGGAAAGUGUUUUUCUAAUUCAGAAGUCAUCACCAAUUGCAAGAAACUUGUCCCUUCACAAUCUCUGUGCGCUUUAUGUGAUAUUGGAUUUUACAGAGACGAAUAUGGCCAGUGCAAAAAUUGCAUUGAAAAUUGUAAUGAGUGCAACACUGAAAAAACGUGUUUAAGUUGUUUUACAAAUUACUUUUUACUCGCAAACAACACGCAGUGCAUUUCAUAUGAUUUACUUGUAAAUUGCGAGGUAAAAAGUCAAAGUGGAUGUUUGAAAUGUUUAACUGGUUUUUACCAACAAAAUCAGUUUUGUGUCACUUACAAUUUGACAACUUUUAAUUGUUCCACUUGUGGAACAACUGGAAUAUGCACUUCAUGUGUAGAAUAUUAUAUCUUGUUAGACUCCAAAUGUUACUCAAAAAGUUCAAUUGAAAAUUGUGUUGAAGUGACAAACUCUAAAUGCACGAAAUGCGCAUUUUGGCACACGCCAAAUUACUCAAACACGUCUUGCCAUACAAAGGUAGUGUGGUGGGUGAUAUUAAUAGUUGUGAUAUUUGUUAUUAUUAUCAUAACUCUUAUUGUAUUCAUUGUACUCUUUGUCUCUGUUCAAAUUAAUCGCCACUAUCAUAUUAAAAAAGUGCAAGAAAAGACGUGCAUUUUUGAUGUCAGAAAGUCGAACAUUCAAUUCACCAAAACUUCAAUUUCUGAUGUUUUUGUGAAUAAAAAUCAAAUUAAAUUUGAAGGUGAAAACGACGAGGAAACGAUUCCAGUCGACAAAGAGUCGCGCGAGUUAUUAUGUGUUGGAAAUUUCGGAAAGAACACAAUUAAAGUGCAAUUUUCCUCAAAAGACAACACAGAAAAAUAUACCAUAAGAACAGAACCUCUUGUAAUUUCUCUAAAAAAGAACAAAGCAGUCGAAUUUGAAAUUUUUAUUCGACCAAAUUGUUCGUGCAAAAUUAAAGAUAAAAUCACAUUGUUUUCUGUGAAUUUUAAAAGUGGAAUAACCAAAGAAACUCAAAUUAAUUUGGUUGCUAUAACUCAGAUAUCAACAAAAUUGGAUAAUGAAGAAUUAAAUGAAGACAAAAAGCUUGGUGAAGGUGGUUUUGGUAUUGUUUACAAAGGAACUUACAAAGGAAACGAAGUUGCUAUUAAAAAAUUGAAAGAAAUGGUUGGAAACUCGUUAUUGUCAUUUUUUGAAAAAGAAGUUACAAUGUUAGAUAAAUUCAGAAGUGAGUAUAUUGUCCAUUUCUAUGGCGCCGUAUUUAUUCCAAACAAAGUAUGUAUGGUGACUGAAUUUGCACCAUUUGGGUCUUUACAAGACUUAACGAAUCAUAAACCAAGUUCAGAUGUUUGUAUUAAACUUCGAAUAAAAAUGAUGAUAGAUGCAGCAAAUGCAUAG